Carassius carassius (crucian carp) is the source of this 1772-nucleotide messenger RNA. It is a transcript of the gene ches1, whose product is annotated as checkpoint suppressor 1. The transcript is spliced from 7 exons. Gene Ontology annotation, biological process: regulation of DNA-templated transcription. The record is from RefSeq and is a predicted model, not a curated record. The coding region runs from base 324 to 1655 and encodes 443 amino acids. Gene Ontology annotation, molecular function: cis-regulatory region sequence-specific DNA binding; DNA-binding transcription factor activity. Lineage: Eukaryota; Metazoa; Chordata; Actinopteri; Cypriniformes; Cyprinidae. Gene Ontology annotation, cellular component: nucleus.
ACCCAGAGAGCGCUGCUUGUUCUUCCAGGGGUUGCCUAACUCUAGUCUCAGCGCGCACACACACACACACACACACACACACCCCUGCUGAGGAAAACUGAGGGAGGCAGAGACUGGAGGAACGCGGCUCUGUUGUUGUGGUCACUCCGGGAACAUGGAGAGGCUGGAGUGUAGGAACUGACCCGCUGUCGUCGGGAGGACAGGAGUACAUGAGGAAGGGCUUCAUCAGAGCGGAUCAGGAUUAAAAGAUAGUACUGGUUUCUGAUGGCUCCUUUGAAUGGACGACAUGCCUCUUUGGGCAUAAACUAUACCGAGUGGGCUGCAUGGGUCCAGUGGUCAUGUCCCCAGGGAAGAAGGCGGAGGGUCCCAGCAGCGGGAGCGUGGCGCGGGGUCUGAGUCAGCUGUACCAGGACACUGAGGCAGCUGACCUCUCUCUGGCCUUGUCUGCCUCCCUCAGCCGGGCCGAGGAUGAGGAGCUGACCAGCCUCAGCUGGCUGCACGAGAGCACAGAUCUUCUGACCAGCCUGGGUCACUCGGGCCUGCGCAGCGUCAGCCCCCUGCAGGACUCUAACGGAGGCCACGAGCCCUCCUCCUCGCCGUCGUCCUCCCCUGAGCCCAGCGAGCCACCGUACCACCUGUCCACGGGUCCCAGCCGCAAACCGCCCUACUCCUUCAGCUGCCUCAUCUUCAUGGCAAUAGAGGACGCUCCCUCCAAGCGACUUCCUGUCAAAGACAUCUACGGCUGGAUACUGGAGCACUUCCCCUACUUCGCUAGCGCCCCCACUGGCUGGAAGAAUUCAGUGCGUCAUAAUCUGUCACUAAACAAAUGCUUCAAGAAGGUGGAUAAGGAUCGCAGUCAGAGCAUAGGAAAGGGUUCUCUCUGGUCUAUUGAUCCUGACUACAGACACAAUCUGAUUCAGGCGCUGAAGAAGACUCCAUAUCAUCCGUAUUCCCCUCGGCUUCCAAAACCUUCUACCUCCCCGUCUGCCUCUCCUCAGCAAUACCACAGUCCUCCACUAUGGCCAGGAAGUCCACUCUUCAGAAAGAAUGGAGGAGUGCUCUUACAAGUUCCUCAGAGAGUGAUACAGCACAGCUCACGUGUUGCCGCUCAGGGGCUCUUUCCGGUUAUCAGACCCCUUCAUUUGAGUCCUGUGAGCAAGAGGACCACAGCCGUGAGAUCAGCCCUGAGCGACUAUCUGACACGGGCUAAAAACAGCCUGCGCUCUGACUCUCCUCCACCCAGCGAUGAUCAGGAGGAGGACCACACACACAGCAGCUCGCAGUCCCUAAAUACAACAGGGGACAUUUCUUCCUUCACUCAGGGUUCCCUCUCUGCCUACAGCCCCGGUCAGGAGGUGACACUCACUGAGGUCAAGGAGGAGCAAAAAGACUUCCCGCUGGAUGCUACACCACCCCCUUCCCACCUGCUCCAGCGCAGAAGACUGCUGUGGACCAAAGGUCACCUGCGGACCCCCAGCGACACGCUUCCCCUGAAGAAGAGACGGGCAGAAAAACUCCUGGUCAAAGAGGAGGAGGACGAGGAGAUGAAGGAGGCGGCGGGGUCAUUGCUUCACCUGGCCGGCAUGCACUCCAGCGUGAAUAAAAACACUCUGCGUACAUGCAAGAAAGAGCUGAAAGAGGAAGCUGACGAUUAGCAAGGAACGAAAAUCCCGUUAACACAGAUCUAAAUACUUCUGUUCCAGGAUAUCAGGUGAAUUCUAGUCAGUUGUUGCAAUAUCAAUAAAAUCACUGUUGUCCCUUGUCAAAUUUGA